AUGUGGAAGACCCUCUGUCUUGCGCUCCUGUGCACCGCAGCUGGUGACGAGUUCCUGAGCCGCAAAGGAGCCACGAGGGCCAGGUGCCUCCUCCAAGGCUGGGCGAACAACGCGCAAGCGAACGACCUUGUGAACGUGGCCCAGGAUUGCUUCACACCGCAGACGGCAGCCAGCAGCUCCAGCUCCGAAGGAGCGAAGUGCCCCGGCCAGUGCCCUGAGCUCAGCGCUGCCAUGGGCUGCGUGGUGAGAAAACUCGAGCAGCUCUGGGGUUGGAGACCGGAGCUAGUGGGGUCUGGUUCGAACACCGGGGGUCCUUACGAUGUCCAAGACGCGGGUCUCACCCUGGUGGGCGUGGAGACGCCUUCCGGAAGCUGGCAGUUCAUGCUGCGGAGGCCACAGGCAGGCCAAGCCAGAGGCUCAGGGGCUGGUUCUUCCCAUGUGACGGUAGAUGUGCACAGCCAUCACCGUGGCGAUGCUAGCGAGCAGCAGGAAGCAGAUCUCAUCCGCUUCGCUGAGUCCUGCUUUAGCAACACGAAGACGGACCUGGACACCUCCGACCUUGGCAGCUUGAAGCUGACUUUGGGCAACAGCGUGGACUGCGUGCUUCAGAAAUGCCUCGAGGCCUGGGGCUUCAAGCCAAAAGAAUCCGUCUAUGGUUCAGAUACCGGUGCCCAUGCUUACAGCCUCGGUGCUACGGUGAUCGGGGUAGAAUCCCCAUCAGGCAAAUGGGACUUCGUGUUGUGGCAGCAGGGAGCCCGAACAGAAGGCGACAUCUGUCGACCCGUGGAAUCCUUUGUGCUCUCCGGCUUCGAGGUGCAGGCUGGAAAGUACACCGUCUAUGACCUUCAGUUCGUUGGCUUUUCCGGAGGCAAGGUUCGCAUCCAUGAGGAAGUCAACUCACUACAGCACAUGACGGGUACCGUGACAGUUGUUGCCAGCUUGAUUGAAGUGGCGCGUCCGAGUGACGUGUUGCGCCACGUGCUCCGCAUUGGUUGGAGGCUAGGUGCCGCCUGCAUCAUCAUCGAGUGCACAGCAGACAUGACCCAGCACAGUCAUUUCCUGCAUGGGCUUCACGCUUUCGCUAAGCAAGCGGGUUUUAGGUUGACCUCCUGCGAGCUUGAGCUUGGUUUGGUUUGGGCUUCCCGCCGUAACCGCCUGUGGUAUGGUUUAGUCCCAUCCUCGAUGCCUUCUUUUUCCCUGCGGCCCUUCCCAGAGAUUUCGCCACUUCUUUGCAUUCAAGAUGUGAUUCCUGAAUGGCCCGUAUGGCCUGAGCAAGACGAGUCUGCCCUGCAAUGGCCUGCAGAACUGCAAGAGAAGCUUACUGACUCCCAGCCCGGGCCAUCAGUACAGUUGCUAGAUGCAAAAAGCCAGGCACCCACAGCACGGCACUCCUGGGGCAAUACGCUGAGCCCUUGCCCUUGCAACUGCCGCAGCCAAGGUAUCUCCGCCGAGCGCCUUCUCAACGAGGGCUUUACUGAGGUGGGCGUGCACUCGGGGCUCACUUCGCAGCCGCGUUUCCUGCAUCCGCAAGAAGUUGCGCUCCUGAACACUCUGACGCCCCGGAUUCGGUGGGCACAGGAAGUCAAGGCCGGUCUGUGUUUGGUCGGAAGCGCCAGUGCACCAAUGCAAGCAGUUUGGAUCUUUGCACAGCUCGGUCAAUGGGCUGCAGAGCACUUUCAUGAGACGGCUCUCCACUCGCCUGCAGAGGCUUUGGCUGAUUUGAAGGGAGCGCUUUUGCAAGAUGCCAAGGACUGUUUGUCUGUGCCUUCGUUACUGACCGGUGGUCAUGUGCUGGUCCAGUGCAUGCAGACUACUCAAGCCUGCCCUCUCCCACCCGCCCAGCAACCGUGGAAGGCAAAUAUGCUCACCUCGCACCUGCAUGCUAGCCUUGGGCCCGGCUACUCAAUAGCUGUUUGGGAUGCUGACCGAGCUCUUCCGGGCGAAGCCUUCCUGCACCCAUGUGGCCGCAGCACUCCAUACAUUGUCAGGAUUCGGCAAAAGAAGCAGACUGCUCAAGAGGGUUCUCUUCCUGCUUUGCCUGGAUCGGCCCCCAAGCCGGCAGUCUCCGAUGGCCAGCUUAAUGCAGCCUUAGCUGAGAUCAACUCCAGUGUUCCUGCAUCUGUCGCACAUUGCCUGCCGUGCUCACUUGCAACGGUGCUUUUGACUGCGGGCCAAUCUUGGGAUGCCCUGGGUUUCCCGUUGCAUACCGACUCCCCAAAGGUUGCCAGUGUAUAUGCCGCUGACGGGCAUUGGGCCUGCCUCGGCUUCAAGGUCCUCCAGCCCGGCUCUGUUAAGGUAUUCUACCUUGAUGGUGUGUCACUCCGAGUUCUGAAGCCUGCGCAACGCCUAUGCCAGAUCCUUGCAGCCGCUUACAAGUGGCAAGUCACGACCUUUGAGUCAUGCACAUGGUUCCCCCAAACAGGUCCCGAGGAAUGCGGCUACAAUGCCUUGCAGCACGCUCUUGCAUUCAUCCAUGACUCCCCUGAGGGUGUGCCGGAGAGGGCUGCCAGUCUUCUGCAAAAGCAUAAAGAUGCACCUGCGCUGUUUCGGGCAGCUGGCCAGCUGUCUGCAGAGCAAUGCCAGAAAUUGAGCACGCUCCUUGUCGAGCAUGGUGUGCCCCAGUCAGCUGUCGAGGAACGCAUCACCGCAGCAGUGAAUAAAAUCGGUGCUCCCAUUGCCAAGGCCUUGGCACUCAAACAAUGCUGGCCUCAGCUGAAGCAUCUCGGUUCCCAGCCUGGACAUGCUUUCCGCUGGAUCCAACAGGAUGAACUUCAAGCCCACAUUGAAGCCAAAGCGCAUGCCAAAUUUGGCACUGCAGUCGCCAAUGCAAAGGCCAAAAAGCGCAAAGACAAAGAGCCUAGGUCGCAUCCUGUCCCGUUGCAGGUUGACCCAGCCAAGCUCCUCAUUACGCCAGGUUCUUUUGUGACAGAAGACGACAGACCACUGCCGCAACUUGCCUUUGCUGAGGUCGGUCAUCAGACUCAAGGCGUUGCUUUUUGCAGUGCUCAGCAGGCCCUUCCGUUUCUUCAGGCUUACCAAUCAUUGAGUGUUGAUGCUCUCGCACUCGUCUGCGUGACUGAGCUGCCCAAUGAGGCCUGUGGAUCUGCGCCAGUUGAAUCUUUGCAGUUCCCCGCGGUGUACGGUCCCACCGAUGAGGCCAUCCUCAUUCGGGGCUCGCUCAUCCAAAUUGGAGAUGAGCCCGUGCAUUUAGCUCAUGCCAGCAUUGCCGAGGCACAGCACCUUGAAACUCUGACUUGUCGGAUCUCAGUCUAUCGGGAUGAGCUAGCGUUGGAUUGGCGCACGCUUACUGAAGGGCCCAUCAAGGCUCUGCUGCAACACCUUCCAGCCUUGACGCUCUGCGGAGAUAAAGCUUGUGCCCAAAACUGUGGGCGCUUCCAUCCUGCUGUCGAGGAGGCCGGUUCAGUUGAUAGGCUGAUCCUUGAUCUUUGGAGCCGUCAGUGGUCCAAGCUUGAAGGCGGGCGUGCCUCAGCCUCUGAAGCCCAAGCCUUUCACUGUAUGAUUCGCGUGCCCUCUUCUGCACUGUCGCAUCUUCAACAGAUUGCUACUCGAGGCUUUUAUGCCGAGCCGCGAGCCCCAGGUGGGACAGGACCGCAUCCCGGCUUCGCUGUCAUCUGGCUUCCCGAAGCCGACUACGCCAAAGCACUGCACAGCCUGCGCACCUGCGCCAAGGCGAUUGCUGUGGCAAGGUUAGGAAAGCGGUAUGGGGUUCGCGUUCGAGAAGUUGAUGAGCAAGGCGUCUUUGAGGCCUUGCGACCCGGAUGUGACUUUGCCAAGGUGCUCGUCAAGGCGCAUUAUCGCCUGCAUCCCCUGCCAUUUGGUUGCCAACGAAAACAACUGCACUCCCUUUUGCGCGGGUGGAAAUGGUCAGCUAAGCCCCUGCAGCCCGCCCGGGGCGAUGCCGAGGGUGCUGCUUGGAUUGUUGGUGCCUGUGAAGACCCGCCCGCUCCAGCCCUGACAUGUGGCGAUUCUUAUGUCUUGGUCCGCAAAGUGCGUGAUACAGCCCUGCAGCAACCACCUUCAGCUGUUACAGCUUCGAAUCGCACCAAGCGCAGCAUUCUGCAGGAUGAUGAUGACGCUGAUCCCGACCCCUGGGCCAAUGGACAAGAUCCCUGGGCCCUUGCUCGAGCGCCACCAGGGCUCCCUGCACCAGCGACUUCAUCCACCACAACCUCCAAGUUCGAACAGCUUCGGUCUGAACUCGCCACCGGGGUUACUGAACUUGUUCAGCAACAGGUAUCUGCAUCUGCUCAGGCCGUCUCUGAUCACACAUCAGCGCACGAUGCUCGGCUUGCCAAGCUUGAAACAACUGUGCAUGAGCUGCAGCUUCAGGGCACUAAGUUCGAAAGCUGGUUCCAGUCCUUUGGGCAGCAGGUCAGCACCGUGCAAACUGCGGUAGCGGCUCAGCAAUCUGAGAUUGCUCAAGUUAAGCAGGAAGUCUCCCAGCAGGCCGAUUCGGUUCAGAAGUGUGUGCAAGCUGCGGUUGGCUCUCUCGGCCUUGAUAUUUCCUCACAGCUCCAAAAGCAGCUCGAAGAGCAAAGCUCCCGACUUGAGGCUUUGUUGGCCAAAAAGCAGCGAGCCGAGUGA
Molecule: messenger RNA, 4605 nt
Organism: Symbiodinium sp. CCMP2456
Lineage: Eukaryota; Dinophyceae; Suessiales; Symbiodiniaceae
Source: the annotation of a GenBank genome assembly